CGAACGGAGCUAGAGUUCUCUGUCUCUCGGCAUUUUGCUACUACUGUCACCUGGAGCGGAGUGCACCCCUGCGGCUGUAUGUAUUGUCACCUGAGCACUAAGGGACGAGCAGUUCAGCCCUUCUCAGUGCUGGCUGGAUUUGCUUGUAUUUGUUCCCAGUCGCCGCUCAUGUAAUGCACUCCCUUAACCAGGAAAUUAAGGCAUUCUCCCGGAAUAAUCUCAGGAAGCAAUGCACCAGGGUGACCACGCUAUCUGGAAAGAAAAUUAUAGAAACAUGGAAAGAUGCCAGAAUUUAUGUUGUGGAAGAAGUAGAGGCGAGCAGUGGGGGUGGCUGUGGUUAUGUGCAGGACGUUAGCUUGGACCUGCAAGUUGGCGUUAUUAAGCCUUGGUUGCUCCUGGGGUCACAAGACGCUGCUCAUGAUCUGGAUACACUGAAAAAGCACAAGGUGACUCAUAUUCUCAAUGUUGCAUAUGGAGUUGAAAAUGCUUUCCUCAGUGACUUUAUAUAUAAGAGCAUUUCUAUAUUGGAUCUGCCUGAAACCAAUAUCCUGUCUUAUUUUCCAGAAUGUUUUGAAUUUAUUGAACAAGUGAAAAUGAAGGAUGGAGUGGUUCUUGUUCAUUGUAAUGCGGGAGUUUCCAGGGCUGCUGCAAUUGUAAUAGGCUUCCUGAUGAAUUCUGAUGAAAUCUCAUUUACCAGUGCUUUUUCUUUGGUGAAAAAUGCAAGGCCUUCCAUAUGUCCAAAUGCUGGCUUCAUGGAGCAGCUUCGUACAUAUCAAGAGGGCAAAGAAAGCCAUAAAUGUGACAAAAUACAGGAAUUAGAAGGGGAUAACAGGUCGUGAGUUACAUUUUAGUGGAUGAUGGACCGCUGUAAUUUCUGAAUUGGCCUCUCCAGUCACCUCUCCACUUUUUUGAAGUAGACUAGUGAAAACUUCCUUUUCUCUUGCUGUUUUCAAGUGGAAAUGGAAGUCAAUGGAUUGUCCUGAGCUAGUGUAUAAAUAAACAUUUAAGUUAUAUUAGUUUUCUUUGGUAUUAUAGUGUGUGAUUAAAUGCUUCUUUGAUUUGCUAAGGGAAAAUAACAGUGUAUUACCAAUAAUUGACUUCUGUAGAAGGAAAAGGUUUAAAUUUAAAAUCCGUAUUAGAGCAUGGAAAAAUCAGUUGAUUGAAACUUUUGCUAUUUUUAUAUUCCAGCAACUGUUUCCAUGAAGGAAAAAACUUGAAGUGCUAUUUGACGUACUGUUUCAGAGGGAAGUAAAUUUCUUUGUAAAGAAUUUAAGAUUAAAAACGAAUACCUUAAACUUCCCAAGAGAGGUAACCAAAAUCUGGAGGUUUACACAAUAUCUAUAUAGUGGUUACAAUAUUCACAAAAUUUUUGUUCUUUUAUGAAAACUUACCCACUUUUCAUUUUUAUUUUUACUUUAAUUCUAUCGCUUGCGUUUAUUUUUUAUUUUUAAAAUUUUUUGCAUACAUGUUCUCUCUUACGUUAUUGUGAGCUUAUGGUUCUUUAAUUAGGUGACCUGGGCUGUUUUUUUUAAUCCUGGGUCCCUAGCAUUCUGUUUUUGAGUCCCAUGUCAUAAUUUUUGGUCUUCUUGGAUCUGUUUUACACUGAAAGUUCAUUUUUUAGAUGGGAUUUGUUCAAUGAUCUGUUUUCUAGUUUGGUAUUCGACUAGAGGACAUUUUUAAGGAAAGAAGACUUAUGGUUUUGUAGGAAAUUUGAAAUACAUUGUUAGGAAGCCUAACAUAAUUUGCUAUUUUAUUUCCAGCCAGAGACUUUGAAUCAUUUCUUUUUUUUUUUUCAUUGUCUCCAUAUUGGCAAGGCUGAAUUCUGUACAUUAUAAAUUUGCUUAGGGGUCAGCCCCGUGGCUGAAUGAUUAAGUUUGAGCGCUCUUCUUUGGCGGCCCUGGGUUUUGCUGGUUCAGAUCUUGGGCGCGGAUAUGGCACCACUCGUCAGGCCAUGCUGAG
This is a messenger RNA of Equus quagga, 1959 nucleotides long. It is a transcript of the gene DUSP19, whose product is annotated as dual specificity phosphatase 19. Gene Ontology annotation, biological process: protein dephosphorylation; regulation of MAP kinase activity. Gene Ontology annotation, molecular function: JUN kinase phosphatase activity. NCBI's taxonomy places the organism in Eukaryota, Metazoa, Chordata, Mammalia, Perissodactyla, Equidae. The transcript is spliced from 4 exons. The coding region runs from base 174 to 839 and encodes 221 amino acids. Gene Ontology annotation, cellular component: cytoplasm. The record is from RefSeq and is a predicted model, not a curated record.